Crotalus tigris (Tiger rattlesnake) is the source of this 1442-nucleotide messenger RNA. RefSeq names its product venom plasminogen activator-like. The transcript has 6 exons. Lineage: Eukaryota; Metazoa; Chordata; Lepidosauria; Squamata; Viperidae. The record is from RefSeq and is a predicted model, not a curated record. Gene Ontology annotation, molecular function: serine-type endopeptidase activity. Gene Ontology annotation, biological process: proteolysis.
AGAGGAGAGCUCUCAGGUAGAGGCAAACAGUUUGCUGCGCAGAGUUGAAACUAUGGUGCUGAUCAGAGUGCUAGCACACCUUCUGAUACUACAGCUUUCUUACGCACAAAAGUCUUCUGAACUGGUCGUUGGAGGUGAUGAAUGUAACAUAAAUGAACAUCGUUCCCUUGUAGUCUUCUUUAACUCUAGCAGUUUUCUCUGCGCUGGGACUUUGAUCAACCAGGAAUGGGUGCUCACUGCUGCACACUGCGACAGUAAAAAUUUCCAGAUGCUGUUUGGUGUGCAUAGCAAAAAGGUACUAAAUGAGGAUGAGCAGACAAGAGACCCAAAGGAGAAGUUCAUUUGUCCCAAUAGGAAAAAAGAUGAUGAAAAGGACAAGGACAUCAUGUUGAUCAGGCUGGACAGACCUGUCAGCAAUAGUGAACACAUCGCGCCUCUCAGCUUACCUUCCAGCCCUCCCAGUGUGGGCUCAGUUUGCCGUAUUAUGGGAUGGGGCACAAUCUCACCUACUAAAGAGACUUAUCCCGAUGUCCCUCAUUGUGCUAACAUUAACAUACUCGAUCAUGCGGUGUGUUGAGCAGCUUAUCCACAAUUGCCAGCGACAAGCAGAACAUUGUGUGCAGGUACCCAGUAAGGAGACAAAGAUACAUGUGGGGGUGACUCUGGGGGACCCCUCAUCUGUAAUGGAGAAAUCCAGGGCAUUGUAUCUUGGGGGGCGCAUCCUUGUGGCCAAAGUCUGAAGCCUGGUGUCUACAUCAAGGUCUUCGAUUAUACUGAGUGGAUCCAGAGCAUUAUUGCAGGAAAUACAGAUGCGACCAGCCCCACAUGAAAAGUUUUGAAAAAGUUAGGAGGAGAAAAUGUAACAUAUUUGUACAUCUCUUCUAUAUCCCUAACCAUAUCCAACUACAUUGGAAUAUAUUCCCAGGCACUAAGCUUUUUUUAGACUCAAAUAGGACUGCCUUUGGAGUAAGAAAUGCUCAAAAUAGUGCUGCAGGGAUCAUGUCCCAUUUAAUUUCCGUAUCAAACAAUCUCAGUAAAAUGAAGGCCUGUUUUAGGGUGAGGUGCAAAAGUUUCUGACUCUAAAAUGGACCAUUCCAAAUAUUUUAACCUCUGAAUAUCUUUCCAUUUCUGUCCACGUCUGGGACAGUGGGGUCCUUGAUGCUCUCUGAGCUUCUCUUCUUGAAGAUGUUUCAUUAUCCAGCUAGGUAACAUCAUCAGUGCUAGAAUAUUCUCUUCUAUUGGUACUUCUGUGGCAUUUACAAUACGCUCAUAUGGAGUCAUGCAGCCACCCCACAAACAUAUCCAUAUACCCGGGUCCCAUGUUGCCUAAAAAGGAUCCCAGAUUAACUUCCACUUCCCAAUAACUAAACAGAAUCUUUUGAGAAUAAUGUUUUCAUGUAAAUUCUCAGGUAUCCACAGCAAUAAAAUCGUAUAAAUCGUCA